CUAUAAAUAGAACAGCUGAAGAGGAAGAGGAGAGGAGAGAAUAAGAUAGUGUGAGCAAUGGCUUCUGACCAUGGAGCUUUCAUGACCAAAUUCAUUCUCCAGCCCGCCAAACCCUCCCCCGGUCUCCCACUGAACGGCCUCACCUUCGCCAUUAAAGAGAUGUUUGAUGUGGAAGGGCAAGUCACCGGGUUCGGCCACCCCGAGUGGGCGAGGACUCACUCGGCCGCCUGCUCUACGGCUCCGACGGUGUUGGCGUUGUUAGAAGCAGGUGCCACAUGUGUUGGUAAAACUGUCAUGGAUGAAAUGGCUUACAGUAUAAAUGGGGAGAAUAAACAUUACGGCACGCCGAGAAAUCCAUGUGCACCGGAUCGGAUACCCGGGGGAUCGUCUAGUGGGUCCGCUGUUGCAGUGGCUGCCAAGCUUGUAGAUUUCUCUCUAGGAACUGAUACUGGUGGAAGUGUAAGAGUUCCCGCAUCGUACUGUGGAAUUUAUGGAUUUCGGCCUUCAUUUGAUGUCGUUUCAACCAGUGGUGUUAUACUAAUGACGCAGAGUUUUGAUACAGUGGGAUGGUUUGCUAGAGAUCCCAAGCUUCUAAGCAUCCCAGCAGAUCGUGUGGCUCAAGUUCUCGUGAAAGCCGUAGAGAAGACAUUUGGAGGUAAUGUUGUUAAGAAGACCACUCUUGGGGACUACGUGAAGGAUAAUGUUCCAUCCUUGGACUGCUUUUUGAGUAAAGAAAGUGAUGAAAACAUCUAUAACAUACCAUCCCUGGCAGCUCUUUCUAGUGCAUUUCGAUUGCUUGAAAGGUAUGAAUUCAAGACUAUCCAUGGAGAAUGGGUCGAGAAAGUCAGACCCGACUUGAGUCCAGGAAUAUCGGAACGGAUCUGGGAAGGCAUCAGAAUGACAGAGGAAAAAGUCGACAUGUGUCGCUUGGUGAAGAAAGAAUUUCAUGCUGCUCUCACUGCUUUUCUUGGGGAUGACAGCAUUCUCGCGAUCCCCACAGUUGCAGGGCCUCCGCCUAAAUUACAGACGGAUCCAUCCACUCUCGAAAUAUUCAGAGCAAGGGCAUUUAGCUUGCUGGCAAUUGCAGGAGUAUGUGGAUUCUGCCAGGUAAGCAUACCUCUGGGAAUGUACGAAAAUUUGCCUGUUUCGGUUUCCUUGCUUGCAAAACAUGGCUCAGAUGCGUUCCUGCUUAACGUGGUGGAGACCCUGUAUGAUUCUCUUAGAGAGGAAAUCUCCAUCGCUGAGAAAGCUAGUUACUGAAUCAAGACGCGCUCUUUCUCUAGAAUAAUACUUUCCUUCUCUCCAGAAGGUGUUCCGCUCGCUUGCGGUAUUUGGCUGCUCGAUGAAUAGCCUCUGUUGAAGUAGCGCACGACAUGCUUAGUAUUAAACUGUGAUAUUGUCAAUGUAUGGAAUUUCAGUUGGAAGGGUGUACUUUGUGAGGCGUGAAGCUUUGUUCGGUCUGUUCAAACUUAUCUGCCACUUUUAAGCCAGCAACUUGAUUGCUUUCCUUACAGUU
Messenger RNA from Punica granatum (pomegranate), 1516 nucleotides. NCBI's taxonomy places the organism in Eukaryota, Viridiplantae, Streptophyta, Magnoliopsida, Myrtales, Lythraceae. The record is from RefSeq and is a predicted model, not a curated record.